Molecule: messenger RNA, 513 nt
Organism: Brassica oleracea var. oleracea
Lineage: Eukaryota; Viridiplantae; Streptophyta; Magnoliopsida; Brassicales; Brassicaceae
Product: LRR receptor-like serine/threonine-protein kinase ERECTA
Exons: 2
Coding region: 98-475 (125 amino acids)
Biological process (GO): protein phosphorylation
Molecular function (GO): ATP binding; protein kinase activity
Source: RefSeq, a predicted model, not a curated record
UUAUAGCAGCUUGCCGGCCUCCUAAUCUUCCUCCCUUUCUCGAUGGAUCACUUGACAAACCAUAAUCUAUUCUCAGCCGAAGUUGGUGAUCCUUCACAUGAACAUGGCACUCCACGUCUACGAGGACAUCAUGCGAAUGACAGAGAAUAUCAGCGAGAAGUACAUCAUCGGCCACGGAGCAUCCAGCACUGUCUACAAAUGCGUUUUAAAGAACUGCAAACCUGUCGCGAUCAAGCGCCUUUACUCUCACAGCAACCCGCAGUCAGUGAAACAGUUUGAAACCGAGCUCGAGUUGCUCAGCAGCAUCAAACACAGAAACCUCGUGAGCCUACAAGCCUAUUCGCUCUCUCCCUUGGGAAGCCUUCUCUUCUACGACUACAUGGACAACGGCAGCCUCUGGGAUCUUCUCCACGGCCCUGCCAAGAAGAAGAAGAACACUCUUCUCGAUUGGGACACGCAGCUCAAGAUAGCGUAAGAACUUCGGUUGAUUCUUUUGUAAGAUACAUGUGGUUU